AUGUAUCAAGAGCUGCAAAUUCUGUCGCCGGCCGUUCCGACGAGAGAAUUGUGUGUGCUCAGGCACUGCCGGCGAGUUGAUUCGAGUUCAUGGGCGAUCGCUGACGUUUCAGUCGACUACCUCCUAGGCAACUACGUGGAAGCUUGCGCCCGGAAGCUUCCUUCCGGCUGCUUGAUUUCGGAAAUGGCGAAUGGAUGCUCCAAGAUAACUUGGAUCGAGCAUGUGGAAAUCGAAGAGAAGAACCCAAUCCACAUACUCUUCCAGUAUCUCGUAACGAGUGGAGCUGCAUUCGAGGCGCGGCGAUGGGUCUCUAACCUUCGCCGGACGGCCGAGAGGAACGCCUUCUCCAUCUCGGCCGGAAUCGCCAACGACUUGGGAGGAGUGAUUCCGACACCGGAAGCCAAGCAGAGCAUGAUGAAGCUCGCUCAACGAAUGGUGAAAAGCUUCUGCGCCACCUUCAGCGGCUCGAUCGCCAACAAGUGGAUCAUGAUGCCCGGGUCGAACGACGCAUACCAAGUGUACUUCCACAAGACCGACACCCCCAGGCUCGCCGGCGGCGAGAUGGUCAGCGCAGCGACGUCAGUGUGGCUUCCUCUGCACCCGGAGAGGCUUUUCAGCUUCCUGAAAGACGAGCAAAAUCGAAAUCUGUGGGAAGUUUCGAAGGAAGAGGUCAAAUUCCAAAGGGUGGCUCACUUCAUCAAUGGAUCAAACUCCGGAAACUCGAUUUCGAUCCUCAAUAGGUCGAAAUCCACGUCGAGCUUGCUCAUACUGCAAGAGAGCUGCACCGACGCAUCGGGGUCGCUGCUGGUGUACUCUCCGCUCGGGUUGCCGUCGCUGGACAUGGUCAGGAGGGGGGAGGACGCGUCGUCCGUGCAGCUGAUUGUCUCGGGCUUCACGAUCGUACCUGACGACGGGUUCGCCGGCGCAGUAGCCGGAGGAGGGCCGUUGACCAGCUCGAGUUCUCCGGCGGGAGGGGUCUCGGGGUCGCUGCUCACUGUGGGAUUCCAGACGGUGAUGAACAAGACAGAGGGCGCUGAAAUCGGAAGGGAGGCCGUAGCUUCGAUCAAUCUUUGGAUCAGCAACACGAUCGAGAAGAUCAAGACUGCGUUGCUCUACCAUUGA
This is a messenger RNA of Zingiber officinale, 1122 nucleotides long. RefSeq names its product homeobox-leucine zipper protein ROC8-like. The transcript is spliced from 5 exons. Bases 1 to 1122 code for a protein of 373 amino acids. Gene Ontology annotation, molecular function: lipid binding. NCBI's taxonomy places the organism in Eukaryota, Viridiplantae, Streptophyta, Magnoliopsida, Zingiberales, Zingiberaceae. The record is from RefSeq and is a predicted model, not a curated record.